This is a messenger RNA of Rhopilema esculentum, 6492 nucleotides long. Lineage: Eukaryota; Metazoa; Cnidaria; Scyphozoa; Rhizostomeae; Rhizostomatidae. The record is from RefSeq and is a predicted model, not a curated record.
CCUACCAAAUAAACUGCAAAUGCAAGUCAUGCUUGCAGUUGAAAUUUCAAAACCGAUCUUUGAAGUUCAGAAAUCAGACAUAUAGGAGAAAGGUAAGAAACCUAAGGAGGCAACUUAGUAGAAAAGUGGAGCUUCUCAUACAGAUCUCAAAGAGAAAAAUGCAGAGAUUGUGAAGGAAGUUGAAGAUUCCAGUGAAAAUGAACUCAUCCUGAGUGAUGAGUCAGACUUUGUAGAGGGUGAAGAAAUGGAUGAAAGCGAAUUUGAAGAAUUGAGAAGUAACAGCUCAUAUAUAUAAUGCAUAUUUUUCUACAUUUUAUUAAAGGUUUCAAUUGCCAACCAACACAAGACUGAAUGUAUUCACAUAUAAUACUCACUUUAAAAUUGAAAAGAAUAUGAUUGUGUUAAAAAAAUAUAUACAGACUUUGAUGUGUGUGUAACUAUUUUUCAUUGUAAGUGUGAAUUCUGUUGAACCUAAGGAAGGAAGUAAAGUUCAUCGUAUCUCUGUCCCAGCUCAUUCUGCUAUUUCAAUUUUGCCCUUCUUCCAAAGAAGAUCAACCUUUGGUUGAGACAAAGAAAGUUUGAACUAUGACAGAAAUAACUACAUCAAGUGCAAGCUGCAAGAAAAAGGAUAAUACGUGGAAGAGCAAAACUACAGUAAGAGGCAGCAAGAUACCGGCUGGAAACCUGUUGCUGUCAUUUGCCAUAUUGAUGCUGGUAGAACAGCUACUAAAGUAUUUCGCCUUUUUAGACACAUGGGAUUAGCAUGCAUUUCCAUGAAAACUUACUUGAAACACCAACGAGUAAUUAAAUUUGCAAUUUUCUCACAUGUAAAGUUUUUUUUCUAAUUUCCUUGUUAAAUUCUUUAUUAUAUUUGUAAACAAUUUAUUACUUGAAAUUAAUGUUAUUUAGAUUUAAGAUUAAAGCUAAACAUUGACUUUAAACUCUAAGUUAUGUAUUUAUAAAGAAUUACUUUUUGUGGUAUAAGAAAAUUAAAGCCAAAACAUUUUAAUUGUUACAGGAAAAACUUUUCCCUUUAAUUUCUCUAUGUUGGCAAAGAUUACAAAUGAAAAUGUUGAAUGCAUUGAGAGAAACAGAUAGACAUAGAUUAAAAAACUAUAAGCAGUUAAUGGAAGCAAUUUAAAGAAAAUAAGAGUUUAAUCAAAAGAAGAGCCACUGGAAUUCACUUCUGUUGGGUUUAUUGAAAUUUGCAACAUUCAGUCCUAUUCAAUGAUUUAGAUUUCAAUCUUUAAUUGCUUGAAAACAAUAAAUAUCAAAACCACACACAACCUUUUGUAAACUGAGGACUUCUUUUUCCAGAUUCAAUUGCACACAAAAAAGUUUGUGGUGCCUUAAACGAAUGAUAGGCUGGUGAAAGUUAUCAAACAGGCAUCACCUCUUCAGCAGACAAGCAUUGUUGAGAGAUUUCACUCUCUCUAAAAUCACUUCACUUCAAAAAUGACUGCAUUCUCUUAUACAGGAAUUAAGUGCAGGCACAUAAUAGCUUCUGUUCAUCUUAACGCAAAUGUGCAACGUAAAGAGAACAUGCUGCCAGAUGGGUUUGUUCAGCUGUCAGUCCAUUGCCCAAAAUUUAAAAAUGGUGAAGCAACUGUUAAAUCUGUCAGUGAAAUGCCAAACUUUGACUAUCUUGAUGAUAUAUUUGCUGCAAUUCUUUUGGGCAUAUCGCAUGCUUUAUUACCUGCAUUAGAGAGAAAAUUGGAACAACAGGUCCCUGCUCCAAUGCACUCAACGUUUGACGAAAAACAGAGGCACAAAGAUGCUAUUUCAAAGUAUGGGGUAAGAAAGCAGCUGCAAACAAUUGAGGUUUCAGGAACAUCAUCUGAAACAUUUGGGGAGGUUGCUCAACAGAGUACUGCUUCACAAGAAAGGAAGAAGCCAGCAACCAUAUAAAGGUCAUAAAAAUGUCCUAACCUGUCAAAAAAACUACAAAAACUAACAUGUUAAUUUGAUAUAUACAUUUUUUUAUUGUAAAAAUUGUAAAUGUAUAUUGUAAAAAAAAUACUCUGGGAUAAAAAACUUUUCUUUAUUUGUUUUUAUCUCAGGCCACUUUAAUUGUAAUUUUGAUGGUAAAUAUGCACUUUUUGCUUACCUACAAGAAAACUAGACUAGACAAGUUUAUUAACAGAGGAAAAGACUUAGGAAGCCAGAAAAUUUUUGUUGCAGUUUGUUAUGGAAGUAUGAUUUAUAUAUCCAUGUCCUCAAAGCCAGCACUAUCUUCUGUACCGAAUAAUUUGCUAAUUGCAUUAUAUGCACAUGCUAGUAGUGGAAUGCGAUUUUUUCCCAGUGGUUCAUAAAUUGGAAGGGACAGCUCUCAAAUUCCUAAAAAAGAAAUGCAUGGUAUAUAUUUGCAAAUUAUUAUAACAACAAUAAACUUGAGUGAAAUUGAAUCAAGGGUAUUAAAACGUUUUAUAAAAUUGUAUAUAGUUUGUUAAAUAUUUUAUAGUUAAUCUUUUCUUUAUGUAUCCUUGUUAAAUGUGCACAGUAUGUAAAAGCAUCAGAGACACUUCUUCUGUCUUUGUCUUUUUGUAUCUGGUUUUGUCCCUCUUCCAGUACUUGCUACCAGCCAACCUCAGUGUCCAUCGGUCCAAGCAGCAAGAAUUGAACCCUGGGUGUAAAGUAAAACAGCCUGGCUUGACAUGCAAUCAUCCAGGAGUGUGCUAUCUUCAAGGGCUUGGCUGCACUUUUCCAGUUUCUUGCAGCAAUAGCAUUCCAUUGGGCUCUUCAAUAAAAAUACGUUACAUAGUCCACAAUUGAACCUAAUGGGAAGAUAUUUAUUUGCUUUCAUUAAACGGAACAAAAGUACGUCACUUGCUGUUAUUGCAAACCUUUAACUCAUUGAUAAAAAUUUCUGAAAUGCAAUACAAUUUAAUGGAAUUUUGUAUAGAGGAUCAUAACACAAUUUAACUUUCAAAAACUUUAAAAGCUGGUGUUCACUUUAAAUAAAUAGCCUGCAAAAUUUUUCAUGGGUUAUAAUCUCAAUGAAUGAUGGUGAUAAUCUCUUCUCCAAUGGCAUCAUUGAAGGUUUUGGGAGCCCCCAUCGCUACUCUUUUCAAUAAUUGUGGUUUGAGACCCAAAAUUAAAUGUUCACAUGUUGUCAUUUCGAUGAUAUCAUUGCUUACAUCAGGCAGGAAAGACCCAAAAACCAAUUUUUGAAUGGACGAGGCAAAUUCGUAUACACUUUCCCUCUUUCCUUGCUUUUUUUUCCAGCUUAAGAGCUAUACGCAGACCUUAUCAUAUCUGCCAAACUAAAUUGGUCAAUCAGCGAUUGCUUGAUUAGGUGGAAAUUUGUCUUGUCUACUUCUUUUAUUUUUUCAAAAUCGUCUACAGCAGAACCUCUCAAAUAGGAAGAAAGCAUAUUGCCAAAUUUUUCUGCAUCCAAUUCAUUGGCUCUCUCUAUACUCUCAAACGAUGCCAACCAAUAAACUACGUCAUCAUUAGAAUACCCAUAACAUUUGUUUGGCUUCGCCAAAAAGGAAUUGCUUCCAAAUGAAGAAUCAAAUUGUUGCGAUGUGGCGAUGUGCUGGGGCCAAGUAAUGCGUUUUCCUCAGUAGCUGUCCUUGUAAAUCUAAUCCUUGGUAGUUCAUGCACGGCUAAAGGCUAGGUACCUUAUUCACUUAGUCCCUAUUUAAUCGAAUAUCCCAGACGACUGUCACCAAUUGUGAAAGGCAGUCAGGCUUGAGCAGUAUAGAAAACUACAUGUUUCACCUUGACAGUUUCAUUAAAUCAACAAUACACAUUACUCAAGUGACACAUGGAACACAAGUUAAAAUUCUAAUUACAAACUACUGUUUAAUUAAAAAGCCUUAGGAAACACGUGAAGACCUUGACCUAUAAUAUUUUACAAAACAGGAAAAGUCACUAACAUGAUAUAAGCUUUAGCGACGAUACAAGAGAAGAAAAACAUUGACGUAAAGGCAUGAAGGUUUUCCUUGCCAUGUGGCCAGGCCUUGUGACAGCAUUCGCCAACGCCUUGGCAGAUCGAGCAGGAAGAGCCAAGACAAAAGCCAAGAUCGAAGGUUUGCUUGAAACUCUACAAUCAUACAGGUUCUUUUGCAAGUUAGCAAGUUAUGUGGAUAUUCUGGAUGCUUAAGGUCCAUCAUCGUUGGUUGAAGGGGAAGGUGUAAUGCUAUAUGAAAUUGCAGAAUCCAUAGAGAAAAUGAUGUUUGAGUUAGAUUAUCUGGAAGAGAAUGCAGGAACUGACAGAGAACUCCUGAACAGCCAUAUUGCUAGAUUCAAAUAUGAUGAAGAAGCAAAGCAAAUGAUAGGCAUUUAUCUUAACAAGGGUCACGGGAGAAGAAAAGCUGCUAACCGAGAAACGUUUAAAUUUCAGGAAUAUUUUAUUCAAAAAAUUCACGCGAACAGGCAGCUGCUGCUAAAAUAUAAACUGUUCAAAAAUUGAAAUCUGUUCUCCAAAAACAGUUCCCGGAAACAAACAAUGAAUUGUUCAUAUCAAUAGAAAUAUAUGAUUCACAGUAUUGGACGGAUGAUAAAUGAUUAUGGUAUUCUGGAGCUUCAUUGCAUUUUAGAAGAUUUUCAGCUCCUCUAUCAGCAGCAGGUAUCAGUGAGAAGGAUCUUUUCACUGAAUGGGGACAAUUUCGUAUUUUUGCUACCUGCCAUUUCAGCGAUCUUUUCUAAGAGCCUAAAAAAUUAUGGUGUUGUGUCUUAAAUUUUUUGAAGAUUGGAAUUUUCUAAUCUGUGCCUCAUAAUCGAGCUGUUAACAUGUAUUGCAGGCUCAAAUUCAACUGUUGAAAGAGCAUUCAGUUUGCUGACUCUUCUUAAAAUUCAACUGUUGAAAGAGCAUUCAGUUUGCUGACUCUUCUUAAAAUUCAACUGUUGAAAGAGCAUUCAGUUUGCUGACUUAUCAUAGCAAUCGUUGAUUGAGGAUGCACCACAGCACGAUGGAAGAUCUUUGAUUACAAAAGCAAACGAUAAGCACUUGGUCCAAGUCAGAAUGCAAGGGAAUAAUCAACCGAGCCAUGGAAAUGUAUUUGGAGAAAAGAAGAUAGGUGCAUCUUGCAAGCUCUAAGGAAGAUGUAGAUAUAGAACAAGAACCCAGCAAAAGAAGAUGAGUGGAAGAAGUUGUUUCUGAUAGUGAAUCAGAAUCAGAUAAUAGCAAAGAAUUUUCCUGUGAUGAAGAACAGUAGAUCCAAUAAUGUUAUAAUUUGCUGAAAAUGUUAUUUUCCUGUUUUUGAAAGCAUUUUCUUUAGUCAAAACAUCUGUGUUUUCUUUUUACAGAUGCUUCAAAGCAUUUGCAAACCAGUUUUAUGAAUCGCAGAGAUCGCCCACCUGACACCAAUGAGGUGGGCAAUUUAUCGUCGGCCUACUCAAAUUUUAUGGCAAGGCCUGCAAUAUGCCUCUCAUUCUCACUAGUUUUCUCAGAUGGUAAAUUUUUAUACGCUUUGCCUCAUCUUCAUUUGCUUUUUUCUCUUCAUCUGGCAGUUAUUUCCAAGAAAGUCUGACAAACCUGUUUUGCUCUGAGUUUAUUAAACCAAUUUGUUUCCCUGGAAUGAAACAGCAAAGUACAAGAUUUAUAUGCUGCUAAAAGUUGAUGGAAGAUCGCAAACAACUUUUUCUCUAUACCUUGCUUAAACUGCUUCAAGAAGAAAACCAUUCAUACUGCAAGUUGUAAAAAAUAUUGCUUUAUAUACACUACUUGCCAAAAAUAACAGGCCACCCUGUAGUUUGGAAGAUAUUUGCCUAAAAGUAUACCUAGGUAAAUCAAAAUUAGUGUAAACUGUAUUAGUGUAGAGAUGUGUGGUUGUAACGGAAUGUAUUCAAUGCAACUUUAUAAAGAUAUAACAUAUUUUACCAAAAAUAAAUUUUCAGUAGCUGCUAGAGCCUCCUUCUGUUUUAUGAGUGCCAAAAUAUGCCUGUUCAUUCUAUUGAAAGGAUUCGUAACAUAGUCCAUGGGAAUUCUGUAUCAUUCCAAAUUCACAUUUUUUAACAGUUCAUCUUCAUUUCUAAAUAAACCAUCUUGAGCUUUAUGCCAAUAAAGUCCUGAACAUGCUCACUUGAGUUCAUAUCCAUUGCGGGCCAUGACAGUAUUGCGAGCCAUGGCAAUAAUGGUCUCUUCCCAUCCAUCCAUUCCUUACCAGUAUUUGCUGUGUGACAUGAUGUCUUAUCCUGUUGAAAACAGAAUCAUCAUCUCUAAAAUGAUCUUUUAUUAAUGACAGAGCACGGAAUUGUAAAAUUUUAAUGUAAUGAGCUGCAUUAAUUGUAUCCUCAAUUUUGUGUAGACGGCCAACAUCCUUACUUGUAAACCAGCCCCAACCCAUUAUCUGGUAACCUCUAUAUUUUACAAUUUCACUUAAGCACCAUAGAAAAUACUCCUUUCCUCUACUUGUUCUUACAUAUACUGUUCUGUCACUAUUCACAGGGCCGUCGCUAAUCACUUUCACUUAGGAGGGUGCCAGUCACAAAUUUGCCGACAAAAUGGGGCAUGGCCUAAGGUAUUUCAAUUUGGGGGUGUGGUAU